Messenger RNA from Seriola dumerili (greater amberjack), 3483 nucleotides. It is a transcript of the gene map3k11, whose product is annotated as mitogen-activated protein kinase kinase kinase 11. Gene Ontology annotation, cellular component: centrosome. NCBI's taxonomy places the organism in Eukaryota, Metazoa, Chordata, Actinopteri, Carangiformes, Carangidae. Gene Ontology annotation, biological process: microtubule-based process; protein phosphorylation; positive regulation of apoptotic process. The record is from RefSeq and is a predicted model, not a curated record. Bases 358 to 3483 code for a protein of 1041 amino acids. Gene Ontology annotation, molecular function: ATP binding; protein binding; JUN kinase kinase kinase activity. The transcript is spliced from 10 exons.
AAACCAUGUGUUGGGAAACCACAUACCACAUCACUUACACAGAGAGAAAUUCAGUGGAGACAGUGCUGCCUUUCUAAGCUUUGAUACACUUAGCCGUCAUCAAACAAAAGCAGUCUCUUGACUGGUUCAUGAAUUGCAUUUCAUGUUAAGAUGAAUGAAAGACACUUCAGUUAUCUUUGAAUCCUCUCCUGUAGCCCACUUGUUGGUCAAGCUUUUGAAUACAUUUCACUGGUCCCUGAUGAACCAACAAGAAAGACAGGAAAGGGAGCGAGGCGCAAUAAAGUACUCCUUUGUACUUUAUUUUCAAACCCUUGGGGUGCAAAAUCAGAUCCAGUCAAAACAUCUGCUUGAGGCUCCAUGGAGCCACUGAAGAACAUAUUCAGUCGUGGCCCACUGUCGAACUGGAAAAAUUUGGAUCAAUCACAAAAAGGGAACUUCACCAAUCCUGUGUGGACAGCCUUAUUUGACUAUGAGGCAUCCUGUAAAGAUGAACUCACCUUACGUAAAGGAGACCUGGUUGAAGUCCUCUCUCUGGACUCUGAGAUAUCAGGGGACGAGGGCUGGUGGGCCGGAAAAGUCAACAACAAGGUGGGCAUCUUCCCAUCCAACUAUGGCUCCUUCAAGCCCAGCGGAUACGGGAAGCUUCCAGGCAGCAGCGUGGUUGGCGAGCUCGGCCCAGCUGUGGUGGGCGAGUUUGAACCCGACGUGUUGGAUUUCCGGGAGCUGAGCCUGGAGGAGGUCAUAGGGGUCGGCGGCUUCGGGAAAGUGUAUCGCGGUACAUGGAGAGGCGGGCUGGUAGCCGUGAAGGCCGCUCGUCAAGACCCGGACGAGGACAUCAGUGUGACGGCUCAGAACGUGAGGCAGGAGGCGCGUCUCUUCGCCAUGCUCACUCACCCGAACAUCAUUGCCCUGAAAGGUGUCUGCCUGCAGGAACCCAACCUGUGCCUCAUCAUGGAGUACGCCUCAGGUGGGCCGCUGAGCCGGGCCUUGGCGGGUCGUCGCAUCCCGCCGCACGUCCUGGUCAACUGGGCCGUGCAGAUAGCCAAAGGGAUGUUGUACCUGCACAGCGAGGCCAUCGUCCCUGUUAUCCACCGGGAUCUCAAGUCCAACAACAUCCUCCUGGCUCAGCCCAUAGAGAAUGAAUGUAUGGAGGGGUUGACAUUGAAGAUCACUGACUUUGGCCUGGCGAGAGAGUGGCACAAGACCACCAAGAUGAGCACCGCUGGCACCUAUGCCUGGAUGGCCCCUGAGGUCAUCAAAUCCUCCACCUUCUCCAAGGGCAGCGAUGUCUGGAGCUAUGGAGUUCUGCUGUGGGAGCUGCUAACAGGAGAGGCACCCUACAAAGGCAUUGAUGGACUUGCUGUCGCCUAUGGAGUCGCUGUCAACAAGCUGACCCUGCCCAUCCCUUCCACGUGCCCCGAACCCUUUGCCCAGCUCAUGUCAGAGUGCUGGGACCAGGACCCCCACCGCAGACCCAAUUUCGGCUCCAUCCUGGCCCAGCUGAUGGCCCUGGAGCAGCAGGUGAAGGAAGAGAUGCCGCAGGACUCCUUCCACUCCCUGCAGGAGGACUGGAAACUGGAGAUUCAGGACAUGUUUGAUGAACUCCGGGCUAAAGAGAAGGAGCUACGAUGCCGCGAAGAGGAGCUGAAGCGAGCGGCUCUGGAGCAGAAGUCCCACGAAGAGUUCCUGCGGCAGCGCGAGCAGCAGCUGGCCCAGUGGGAGCAGGACGUGUUCGAGCGUGAGCUCAGCCUCCUCAUCCUCCACCUGAACCAGAACCAGGAGAAACCCAACGUCAAGAAGAGGAAGGGCACCUUCAAGAAGCACAAGCUCAAGUGCAAGAACGGCGAGAAGAUCAGCAUGCCCCAAGAUUUCAUCCAUAAGAUCACAGUGCAAGCAUCCCCAGGCCUGGAAAAGAGGCGCAACUCUCCUGAUUUGGGUUCAGGCUCGUCGCCCUCCUUCGGCCCACGCUUCCGCGCAAUCCAACUCAGUCCCAGUGACAACAGCAGGACGUUUGGGUUGAGCGCCGUCUGGCCCCUGGAGGCCCCCUCUCUCAAACAAGCUAAUGGAGACCUGAGGUUGGGCCCCCACUGGAGGCCUCAGAGCCCGAAAAGUCCCAAAAGCCCCAAAGUCCUGCGCCUUAGUCCCCAGGAAAGCAGUCUCUCGAUGAGAGCGAAGCUCCUGGAGUCAGACAGCAAUGAGAAUGGAGAGUCCAAGGAUGACUUUGAGGAGUACCGACCCUCCACUCCAACCCCUCCCCCUGCUCAGAACGGCUCCUCAGUGAAGGACAGCAUGCGGCUUCCUCUACCUCACGGAGACUCGGGCAGCGAGGAAGGGGGUUCCUCCCCGGCUGGCUCCCCCAGGCCUGAGAGGGGUUCCCUCAGUGGCAUGUUUAAGAGCACCCACCGGGCCCUACUUGGCGGUGGCUCCCUCCUGGCCUCUGUAGGACUGGGUCGCUGCCUUGAUAUCCCCCCAAGGGUGCCCCCUCGAACUAACCCCCCUUCCCUAGAGGACCGCACCACCUUCGAACUGGAGAUCUCCUCCCCUAAACCCCUCAUUUCAGAACCCCCAGUAGUGGACGAUCUCAUCACCUUCUCCACCUCUGAGCCGCUCCCCAGACCGCUCUUGGAUUUAGCUCUGCAGUACCAAGAACUUAAGCCCUUGCCCCUGACUCCGCCACCGCCAAACCCCCGUGAGAGGAGCGGCCAACGGACGCCGCACAGUCCACAGACUCCCAGGACUCCCGUGCAGCAGGACAAGCCCAGCCCGGGGGAAUGGAUGCCGUGUUCCCAUUCUACCAACGGGGAGCUGGGCUGUGAGGCCUGGGAGCACAGAGCUGACAGGAGGAGGAGGUCCAGCCAAGGACUGCACACCACUCAGCUCGUUCUGGAUCUGCCCUUGUGCCAAGACACACAGGAGUCUGAUGACAAGCCUGCAGUGCCCUAUGCUCUCCACCCCAACCCUGCCCUCUGGAGCCCCAAAACCCGGCGCCUGGAGGUCAGCGUCAUCCCCCGGCCUCGCCCGUCCCCCAUCCGCCCUCGCAUUGACCCCUGGAGCUUCAUCUCAGCCGGCGGCGGGAACUCAGGUGGGGGCCGCAGCCCUAACCGCUCGGACAGCAACCAUCUGAGCUACCAGCCCUCCCCUACCAACCCGUUCACCAACUGUGACCCGUUCCCAUCACCAGACUGUGACCCAUUCGCCCUCAAAGCCGACCCCUCGAGCGGCUCGGACACAGCGUCGCCCUUUGACCCGUUCUUGGCUCCCUUUCCCACAUCCCGCUCUGCCCCGUGCUCCACCAAUGGCUCGCCCACGUUGCCCUCAUUCCGCAUUGCGCCCCUCAACCCAGCUGACUCGCCCCUGAUUGACCUGGGCUGGGCGGCCUGCAGCAAGCCCCUGGAUAGCACCAAAGAGAGAGCUCACCCCCGCAGGACACUGGGGCUCAAGCCCUUCAAGUCCCCGACGCAGCUCCGAGACGACAGGUUCUGA